Messenger RNA from Apus apus (common swift), 1836 nucleotides. RefSeq names its product basic proline-rich protein-like. The record is from RefSeq and is a predicted model, not a curated record. Lineage: Eukaryota; Metazoa; Chordata; Aves; Apodiformes; Apodidae. Bases 1 to 1836 code for a protein of 611 amino acids. The transcript has a single exon.
AUGCCUGCCGCCUCACCCUCUCCAGCGCCUUUCAAGGUGCCACAGCAGACCACACCCGCGCGGAGUCCAGUACAAGGGCCCCCUUCUCAGUCCAACCCCCAAAUCCCACCGGGGAGCGGCGGCGGGACGCCCUUCCCCUCCCGCUGGGCGCACCCGAGGCAGGGGGUCAGCCGCCCUAUCCCCGGGAGAGCGGCCAUUUCUGGUGACCCGGCCGGACAGCUCCCCAACCCCCCCCCCCCCGCCUUCCCCGCACCCCCCAACCAAGCCGCGGCACACGCCGGGAGUUGUAGUCCUCGCCCCGCUUCCCCAACCCCACGACCUACUUCACCCCCGCACUACGCCUCCCGCGGCCGGCCCGGCCCGGCGCUGGCUCAGCUGGGGCAAGACACGAAAAUUUUCCACAGCACAUGCGCUCUGGCGAGCCCCGCCCGCCCCGGCGCUGCCCACGGCGGCGAACACGCCCCGCGGCCCGGAGCUCGCCGGGCAGCCGCCCCCUUCCUCCCUGCCUCUCCCUCCCGGCAGGGACGGGGAGGCGCGUCCCCACCCCCCCGGCAGCCCUCCCCUUCCCCCCCCAGCUGCGGGACGGAGCUCGGGGGGCCACAAGCCCCGUGCCUCGCCGUCGUCCCCCCCCCCCUCCCGCUCCCUGUCCCCGUGCCCCUCGGUGGGGCACGGAGGGGCCGCAAACAAGGUCCCCAGAGGAGCCUUUCAACCGAGGAGGGAAAGGUCCCCCAGAAGGGCGAGCUGCUGGAGCCGCGCAGCCGGCGGGGCACCGCGGCGACCCCCGAGGCCCGGAGGAGGGAGGUGGGGGUGCAACAUCCCCGACUUCGCUCCCCCUUCCCCCUCCCCACCCCCCCCCAGCCCCCACCUGAACGAAACCCACGGCUCGACAUUCCCCUGCAGGCGAAUGAGCGCUCCAGAGGGGCGGCCGGGCCCCCCUCGGCCGGACCCCCCUGCACGGAGGAGAAGGGGCUUCUCCGCCGGGAGAGGGGCUGGCGGCGCCCAGCCCAGCCCCAGCAAGCGCCUUUGUUGUCGCCGGGCUUCUCCCCCCCCCCAAGAGCCCGCGGGGACUGGAUCCACCGAACGGGAAGGCAGAACACCCGGGCGACGUCCCCCCCCGUCCCCGCCACCGCCCCCGGGCCCAGCGACUCUCCCCGAAGCUGCCGGGGCUCUGCCGCACCCCACCCCGGCACCCCCCCCAUCGGACUGGGGUGUCAGAACAAAAUGGUGAACUGGGGCAUCGCAAAACAUCCCCGACCCAAUGACUUUCAUACUCCCCCCUCCGCACCCCUCGAAGCCCCGUCAAUCCCCCCACGGGCCCGGCAGCCGCACGGGGGCUCCGCGGCCGGAGAAAUCGCCUCAGCCGGGAGGAGCGGGGGGCUCUGGAGCUCCCUCAGGCCGAGCCCACAAAGGGGAUGCGGGCUGGGGGGGAGGCACCCAGCCCGGGAAAGGGGGGGGGGAGGGAAGCACCCCCGGCCCCACUUACUUCGUCCUCGCCUCCAGGGCCGGCGGCGGCUGCCAGGGUCGGCGGGCACGGCCAGCGGAGCCCGGGCGCUGCGUGCCAGCCUCUGCCCCGCUCCGUCCCCUCCCCGCUCUUAUCCCCGGCGGUGCGUUUACCUCCGCGGGGCGGGCCCGGGGACUGCGGCGCGGGCCAGAGGUGGUGAUGGACGCCGGGCGGUGGGGACGCGGGUGCCGAUGCCUGUCGCCGCCUGUGCCGCCUCGCCCCGGCCCGCCGGCCCGCCCGCCGCCGCCCGCGCCCUGGCCCCAACUGAGCCAACUCACGGCAAACUUUCACCCUUAGCAACCCCGCGCAGGGAUCCGCGCUCCCGCCCAGCGUGA